GCGCGGGCCGCGGCGCGCCCCCCGCGUGCCGGUCCCUCAUGUCGUGGCUGUUCGGGCUCAACCGCGGCGCUGCCCCGGGCGGCGGCGGCGGGGACGCGGCACCCCCGGGCACCGGCACCGGCAGCGGCCUCUCCCUGCCGCCCGUGCCCGCCGGCGGGGCUGGCGGCUCCGGGGACCGUCAGACGCCCAAGGACAAAUGGAGCAACUUCGACCCCACGGGCCUGGAGCGCGCGGCCAAGGCGGCGCGGGAGCUGGACGCGUCCCGCCAUGCAAAAGAUGCUCUGAGCCUUGCCCAGAUGCAGGAGCAGACCUUGCAGCUGGAGCAGCAAACCAAACUGAAGGAGUACGAAGCUGCCAUAGAACAGCUGAAGAAUGAGCAGAUCCGGGUGCAGGCAGAAGAGAGAAGGAAAACACUCAAUGAAGAAACCAAACAGCAUCAAGCAAGAGCCCAGUACCAGGACAAACUGGCACGGCAGCGCUACGACGAGCAAAUGCGACAGCAGCAACUGGCUAAUGAGGAAAAUCUGAGGAAGCAGGAGGAAUCUGUGCAGAAGCAGGAGGCCAUGAGGCGAGCUACCGUGGAGAGGGAGAUGGAGCUGCGGCACAAGAACGAGAUGCUGCGGGUGGAGGCGGAGGCGCGGGCGCGCGCCAAGGCCGAGCGGGAGAACGCCGACAUCAUCCGCGAGCAGAUCCGCCUCAAGGCCGCCGAGCACCGCCAGACCGUGCUCGAGUCCCUCAAGACAGCUGGGAUGCUCUUUGGGGAAGGAUUCCGUGCUUUUGUGACAGACUGGGAUAAAGUCACAGCCACGGUGGCAGGCCUGACCCUCUUGGCAGUGGGGGUUUAUUCUGCCAAAAAUGCCACAGCUGUAGCAGGGCGCUACAUAGAGGCAAGGCUGGGCAAACCCUCCCUGGUGAGGGAAACCUCCCGGAUCACGGUGCUGGAGGCUCUGAAACAUCCUAUCAAGGUUGGUAAACGUCUCACCAGCAAGGCUCAGGAUGCCCUUGAAGGCGUUGUUCUCAGUCCCCAGCUGGAAGCACGUGUGAGAGACAUUGCCAUAGCAACAAGAAACACAAAAAAAAACAAAAGCCUGUACAGGAAUAUUCUGAUGUAUGGUCCCCCUGGCACUGGAAAAACUCUUUUUGCCAAGAAAUUAGCUGUGCACUCAGGCAUGGAUUAUGCCAUCAUGACAGGAGGGGACGUGGCCCCCAUGGGCAGGGAAGGGGUCACAGCCAUGCACAAACUCUUUGACUGGGCCAACACCAGUAGGAGAGGCCUCUUGCUGUUCGUGGACGAGGCCGACGCGUUCCUGAGGAAAAGGGCCACAGAGAAAAUCAGUGAAGAUCUCAGAGCAACUUUGAAUGCAUUUCUGCACAGAACAGGGCAGCACAGCAACAAGUUUAUGCUUGUUUUAGCAAGCAACCAGCCUGAGCAGUUUGACUGGGCCAUCAAUGACAGGAUAGAUGAGAUGGUGAAUUUUGACCUGCCCCGGCUGGAGGAGCGCGAGCGGCUCGUCAGGAUGUACUUUGACCAGCACGUCCUGAAGCCAGCCACGGAGGGCAAACAGAGGUUGAAGCUGGCCCAGUUUGAUUAUGGCAAGAAGUGCUCAGAGAUUGCCAGGCUGACCGAGGGCAUGUCUGGCCGGGAGAUCUCCCAGCUUGCUGUGGCAUGGCAGGCAGCAGCCUACGCCUCGGAGGACGGCGUGCUGACCGAGGCCAUGAUGGACGCCCGCGUGGCCGACGCGGUGCAGCAGCACCGGCAGAAGAUGGAGUGGCUGAAAACAGAAGGUGCUGAAGCCAACAAAGAGACUGCCAGGAACCCCCUGCUGCCUUUCCCCAAAGGGACACCAGUGUGAGAAACCUGCAGGCUUCACCUGAGGAGAGGAAAAAAAGGCAAAGGUUUGGUGGCGUCGCCCGUGGAGAGCAGCCCGUGGUGCCAGGGAGGGGCUGCUGCCUCAGCCUGCCGUGGCUCUCGUGGUUUUAAAGUGCACCAGAAAAACAAAAUGGGUUCAAAAAGGCAGAAGCAACUGAAUUUAUUAAAGGACCCCUUGGUGAAAUACCA
This is a messenger RNA of Taeniopygia guttata (zebra finch), 2059 nucleotides long. It is a transcript of the gene ATAD3A, whose product is annotated as ATPase family AAA domain containing 3A. Gene Ontology annotation, biological process: mitochondrion organization. The record is from RefSeq and is a predicted model, not a curated record. Gene Ontology annotation, cellular component: mitochondrion. NCBI's taxonomy places the organism in Eukaryota, Metazoa, Chordata, Aves, Passeriformes, Estrildidae. Gene Ontology annotation, molecular function: ATP hydrolysis activity; ATP binding; zinc ion binding.